Perognathus longimembris pacificus (Pacific pocket mouse) is the source of this 939-nucleotide messenger RNA. Its product is annotated as olfactory receptor 2B11-like. Gene Ontology annotation, biological process: G protein-coupled receptor signaling pathway. The transcript has a single exon. The record is from RefSeq and is a predicted model, not a curated record. NCBI's taxonomy places the organism in Eukaryota, Metazoa, Chordata, Mammalia, Rodentia, Heteromyidae. Gene Ontology annotation, cellular component: membrane. Bases 1 to 939 code for a protein of 312 amino acids. Gene Ontology annotation, molecular function: olfactory receptor activity; G protein-coupled receptor activity.
AUGUCACUAAGUAAUGAAAGCCACCCUGAGGAGUUCAUUCUACUCGGCUUUGCUAACCAUCCUUGGCUGGAGCUUCCUCUAUUCAUUAUUCUUCUAAUCACAUACCCAAUGGCCAUGAUGGGAAACAUUGCCAUUAUAGUGGUGUCCAAAGUAGACCCCAGACUCCACAGCCCCAUGUAUUUCUUCCUCACCAACCUCUCCUUUUUGGAUAUGUGUUACACCACCAGCAUCGUCCCUCAGAUGCUCUACAACCUAGAGAGCUCUAAGAAGACCAUCACCUACACUGGAUGCAUCAUUCAGCUGUAUGUCUUCCAUAUAAUGGGGGGCACAGAAUGUUUGCUUUUAGCUAUUAUGUCUUUUGACCGCUAUGUGGCCAUCUGCAGACCCCUGCACUACACCCUCAUCAUGAACCAGCGCCUCUGCAUCCUACUAGUGUCCAUUAUGUGGCUGACAGGAGUGAUCUUUGCUUUCUCAGAAGCCACUCUUACAUUACAGUUGCCCCUGUGUGGUAUCAACACACUGGAUCACUUGUUGUGUGAGAUUCCAGUUCUGAUCAAGACAGCCUGUGGUGAAAAGGAGGCUAAUGAACUCGCACUGUCUGUGGUAUGUAUUUUUAUAUUAGCUGUUCCUUUAUGCUUGAUUCUGGCUUCUUAUGCUAGCAUUGGACGUGCUGUACUAAAGAUUAAAUCUUCAGAAGGAAGGAAAAAGGCCUUUGGAACAUGCUCCUCCCAUCUCAUUGUAGUUUCUUUAUUUUAUGGUCCAGCCAUUAGCAUGUACCUUCAGCCCCCCUCCUCCAUUACAAGGGACCAGCCCAAGUUCAUGGCUCUUUUCUAUGCAGUCAUGACUCCUACCCUCAACCCCUUCAUCUAUACCUUGAGGAAUAAAGAUGUAAAGGGGGCAUUAGGCAAGCUGUUGAAGAGCAUUUUCAAUUUCAGGUGA